Molecule: messenger RNA, 1663 nt
Organism: Musa acuminata AAA Group (dessert banana)
Lineage: Eukaryota; Viridiplantae; Streptophyta; Magnoliopsida; Zingiberales; Musaceae
Product: nuclear transcription factor Y subunit A-6
Exons: 6
Coding region: 481-1353 (290 amino acids)
Biological process (GO): regulation of transcription by RNA polymerase II
Molecular function (GO): DNA-binding transcription factor activity, RNA polymerase II-specific
Source: RefSeq, a predicted model, not a curated record
AGAAACAGGGGAAGAGAGAGAGAGAGAGAGGGCAGGGCAGGACAGGGCAGGGAGGGGCAGAGUGAGGUUGCAUGCUGGUGGUCAUGGCAGUUGGAGGUACUUCUUCCCUCUCUCCCUUCCUGAGAAAAUGAUCGAAGAAGACCAACGAUGAGGAGGAUUAGAUGCUUGCUUAUUCUGUGCUGUGAAGUGGAGGUGGUGCAGGCAGCAGAGAAGGAAGAGGUUGUGUGCGAGGGGGAGAUAGAGAGAGAAAUGCUUCCUUGCAAAGAAAGCCUGAUGUAACAAUCCAAAACUGAUGCAGAAUUGAAGCAUCUUGUUAUUAAGAUAUUCUAACAAAGUUUAGAGGAUAUUUGGUCUAUUCGACACCCAGUUGGUUAUAGAAUCAUCUGUCUUGGUGGAACUCAGGCAGCUCAACCAAUCGAAGUUCCUCAUAUUCCCAGUUUAGAAAAUCAUCUCUCUUGGUGUAGCUCAAGUAACCUGAAUAUGGACAUCAUGGCAGAAAAUGGUAAUCAGUUAAAGCAUCUAGGCCAUCAAAUGCACAACCAAAACUCACCGUCUACUCAGUCAACUGGUCAACCCCAUCAAGAAGUAUCAGAAACAAGUGAUUGCAACAACCAUGAGCAACAUAUUUCAUCACAAUCUGGCAUAAAUAAUACACCAAAAAAGCCAGUUGAAUGUCAUAUGAAGGCAGUUCUAUCACUAGGGGCUUCAGAAGCUACCUAUGCACCUCCAAAACUUGAUUGUAGCCAGCCUUUUGCUUGUAUAUCAUAUCCAUAUGCUGAUAUAUACUAUGGAGGCAUCCCGGCAGUAUAUGGACCACAUGCUAUAAUUCACCCCCAAAUGGCUGGAGUAGCAUCCUAUGCUCGAGUACCUUUGCCUACUGAACCUGCUGCUGAAGAACCCAUUUAUGUGAAUGCAAAACAAUACAGUGCAAUCCUCAGAAGGAGGCAAUUUCGUGCAAGGUUGGAGGCUCAAAACAAACUUAUGAAAUCUCGAAAGCCAUACCUUCACGAGUCUCGACAUCUUCACGCGAUGAAACGGGCAAGAGGAUCAGGGGGACGUUUCCUUAACACGAAACAGCAGCAGCAGCAGGAGGAUGCUCCGCCUUCUGCCAUCAUGGUGUGCCAGGAUGCCCCGGCUUCUAAAUCCUUAUCCGGUGGUCGUCCUACUGGCUCGUCUGCCACAUUAACCACCUCCAACACGAUGAUGGCUUCGACCAGCGGAAGCAGGACAGUGCAGCAGGAUCAGUUCGGCUUUUCUUCAUCCAAGUACCGCCCUCAUGCUGCGGUGUCUGUUCAAGGUGGCUGCAGCAAAAUGCAAAAUGGCUCCGAGCAUCGAGUCCCUCCGACGAGGUAAACCACGGAACAACCCAUCAUAUCGUGUUUCACUGCGUUUGUUGCUUCCCUGGCAAUUCAUCCUUGGCUUACUGUGUUUGGACCAAAAAUGGUUUGUUCCGUGUGGGAUGAACUAUGUUUGCUUCUUGGAUAAUCGUCGUCCUGGAUGUGUAUGGUUACAGAAGCUGAACCCACUUCGAUUUAAACCUUCAUGUUGGUUCGUGUUGGUUGUGUACGCUUGAAGUCGCUGAGGAUAGACUGAUAUUGUUCAUGUAGUAAAAUUUCGAUAAAACGAGAUGGAAAAAAUUAGAAAAAAGAAAUAUGUUUAUUAA